Molecule: messenger RNA, 1142 nt
Organism: Camellia sinensis
Lineage: Eukaryota; Viridiplantae; Streptophyta; Magnoliopsida; Ericales; Theaceae
Source: RefSeq, a predicted model, not a curated record
CCCACACCCACCAUCAUCGUCUCCUCCUCCGCCCAAAAUCCCAAACUCAUCCACAGAUUCCCAAACGCCAACCAACUUCACCCAACUCACCCCCACAUUUCUCUCUCUAAACACCCCCCAAAUUCCCUCUCUACAACACACACAUAUAUAUAGAUAUAGAUAUAGAUAUAGAUAUACAUUAUACAUACACUGCUCUAUCUCUACAGCAAUGGCAGCCACAACAGCUCAAACGAUGUCAACAACCUUACUACUCUCCUCCCCCAAACCCCCCUCUCUCUCCACCUCCUCUUUCUCUCUCCUCCCCCUCAAUCUCCGCCACCGCCGCCCAAUCUCCCUCAAAUCCUCCACCACCAAUAUCUCCGCCAUCAUCUCCGUCGGCGACGAGCUCCCUGAAUCCACACUCUCCUACUUCGACGCCGCAGACGAGCUCCAAACCUUAACCAUCUCCGACCUCACCAAAAACAAAAAAACUAUCCUCUUCGCCGUCCCAGGCGCAUUCACCCCAACCUGCUCCCAAAAACACCUCCCCGGAUUCGUGUCGGCGGCCGCGGAGCUCAAAUCGAAAGGGAUCGACGCGAUCGCCUGCGUGUCCGUGAACGACGCGUUUGUGAUGAAGGCGUGGAAGAAGGGGCUGGAAAUCGAAGAUGAAGUGAUGAUGCUGAGCGAUGGGAAUGGGGAUUUCACGAAGGCGAUUGGGUGCGAAUUGGAUCUGAGUGAUAAUCCGGUGGGGUUGGGAGUGAGGUCGAGGAGGUACGCGAUGUUGGUGGAGGAUGGCGUUGUGAAGGUGUUGAGUUUGGAGGAAGGUGGUUCUUUUACUUUCAGUGGUGCUGAGGACAUGCUCAAAGUGCUUUGAUCUCAGAGGUUGAAUUUGGACAUGUGACAUUCUCCAACUCAUUUGAAGGUUAUGAGAAGUUAUGAAGUGUAAAAAGAUGAUGGAUAAUAAAGUGGAGAACAUGGAGCAUGAAGUGGAGGUUGAAGGAAGUUAUGGAAGAUCAUGUAAUCUGAAAUGGAGGAGAUGGAAGAGUAGGUAAUUUUAAGUAAUUUUUUCCUACAAAUGUUUGCCUAUAAAUAGCCCUUUAUGGCUAUAUUGUAAAAGAUCCAGAAUUCAAAUAAAAAACAAUUAAUUUCAAUAUCCUUUGGUA